Molecule: messenger RNA, 5165 nt
Organism: Acipenser ruthenus (sterlet)
Lineage: Eukaryota; Metazoa; Chordata; Actinopteri; Acipenseriformes; Acipenseridae
Product: electrogenic aspartate/glutamate antiporter SLC25A13, mitochondrial
Exons: 18
Coding region: 654-2684 (676 amino acids)
Biological process (GO): malate-aspartate shuttle; L-glutamate transmembrane transport; aspartate transmembrane transport
Molecular function (GO): L-aspartate transmembrane transporter activity; L-glutamate transmembrane transporter activity; calcium ion binding
Source: RefSeq, a predicted model, not a curated record
UAGGUGUGUGGGUUUCUAUCCAUUAUUUCAGUGGCAUUGAAGCAAGAAGAUAAUGUUAGUUUGUAGGACAUUUGUACAACAAAGGUGACUUGUUGGGAACAGUAAGAUAUUGAAAAUUACUUUUAGUCGAAAGGUUUAUCAUUACAUUUUAGUUUAUUUUAGUAUUUCUUAAUACGGCACUAGUUUUUUUUGUAAUAUUGGAUGAUACAACCAAUUCCAAUUUAAUUCAAAUUGUCAUGGUUGCAAUAACACUCCACCCUUGGCAGGAUGUUUUUAUUUUGUCUUGGUGUGCCACUGCCCAAAUUCAAAUUUUAAAUGUAUAAAACAAAGCUUUCAAAAUAUUUAUUUUCCUCUAAAUGUGUAAAAUUUUCUACAAUUUUCCUGAAGAAUUACUGAAAUCACAGAGGUUUUUAGCACACACAUUUAAUCAGUAACCCUGUGCAACCCAACCUAACACCCGCCCAUAACACUGCUGCGUUGAGUUGAUAAGAGAACACCUUUGGGCCAGGGAUUUAUUAAAUUACAAUUCGGUCACGUGAAGAGCUUCUGCCAGGGAUGCACGGUUAUCCAAUCGGAUAAUAGACUUCACGUGAUAUCCACGUUGACGUCAUCACGCACAAGGAACUAAAUCUGCAGAGGAAACUGUAAAAAGUAUGGCUGCUAAGGUUACUGUGACCAAAAGAGCUGAUCCAGCAGAGUUGAAGUCUAUAUUUUUAAAGUAUGCAACGAUUCAGAAGAAUGGGGACAGUUUUAUGUCGCCUGAAGAUUUUCUCUCACGGUUUCUUCAUGCACACACAGACAUUAGGCUGAGUGAGAAGACAGUGGAACUCCUGGCAGGGGUGGUGGACCAAACAAAAGAUGGGUUGAUUUCAUUUCAAGAAUUCCUUGCAUUUGAGUCGGUAUUGUGUGCACCAGAUGCAUUGUUUAUGGUAGCAUUCCAACUGUUUGAUAAAACUGGAAAAGGAGAAACCACUUUUGAGGAUGUCAAGCACGUUUUUAGCCAGACCACAAUUCAUCAGCACAUUCCAUUUAACUGGGACUCUGAGUUUAUGCAGCUGCACUUUGGCAAAGAGAGAAAGAAGCUCCUGACAUAUGCCGAGUUCACGCAGUUCCUUCUGGAAAUGCAGCUUGAACAUGCAAGACAAGCUUUCAUCCAGAGGGACAAAGCCAGGAAGGGAACCAUUGCAGCUUUGGACUUCAGGGACAUCAUGAUCACUAUCCGGCCCCACAUGUUGACACCAUUUGUAGAGGAGUGCCUCGUAGCGGCUGCCGGAGGUUCUACUUCUCAUCAGGUCAGCUUUUCCUACUUUAAUGGGUUUAACUCUCUGCUUAACAACAUGGAGCUCAUUAGGAAGAUCUACAGUACUCUGGCCGGUACUAGAAAAGAUGUUGAAGUCACUAAAGAGGAGUUUAUUCUAGCUGCACAGAAGUUUGGCCAGGUGACCCCAAUGGAAGUGGACAUCCUUUUUCAAUUGGCAGACUUAUCAGAGUCGCGUGGGCGUGUUGGAUUAGCAGACAUUGAAAGAAUUGCGCCAUUAGAGGAAGGAGCUCUCCCCUAUAACUUGGCAGAGGCUCAGAGACAGCAGUCUGCAGGUGAUGUGCCUCGACCGAUUCUGAUCCAGGUAGCGGAGUCAGCCUACAGGUUCGGUCUUGGUUCAGUUGCUGGAGCGGUUGGUGCUACUGCCGUUUAUCCAAUUGACCUGGUGAAAACUCGUAUGCAGAACCAGCGCACUUCAGGGUCUUUUGUGGGAGAACUUAUGUACAAGAAUAGCUUUGAUUGCUUCAAGAAAGUACUGCGGUACGAAGGCUGCUUCGGGCUCUAUAGAGGUCUUCUACCACAGCUCCUGGGUGUGGCACCAGAGAAAGCUAUAAAACUUACAGUGAAUGACUUUGUCAGAGGAAAAAGUGCUCAGAAAGAUGGCUCUGUUCCACUCUUUGCAGAAAUUUUGGCUGGUGGUUGCGCUGGAGGCUCCCAGGUGGUUUUCACCAAUCCGCUGGAGAUUGUGAAGAUCCGACUGCAGGUGGCUGGAGAGAUCACCACGGGUCCUCGUGUCAGUGCGCUGUCUGUCAUACGGGAUCUGGGAUUCUUUGGGCUUUACAAGGGUGCAAAGGCCUGCUUUUUGCGUGACGUCCCUUUCUCUGCCAUUUACUUCCCUUGUUACGCUCACAUUAAAGCAGCUUUUGCUGAUGAGGAUGGACGAGUAGGCCCUGGAAGUCUGCUCCUGGCGGGGUCCUUGGCUGGUAUGCCUGCAGCCUCCUUGGUGACACCAGCUGAUGUUAUCAAGACCAGGUUACAAGUGGCCGCUCGUGCUGGACAGACCUCUUACACUGGAGUGAUUGACUGCUUCCGGAAGAUUCUUCGAGAAGAAGGCCCGAGGGCUUUUUGGAAAGGAGCUGGAGCCCGUGUGUGCCGCUCCUCGCCCCAGUUCGGUGUCACGCUGCUGACUUAUGAGCUGCUUCAGAGAUGGUUCUAUGUUGAUUUUGGGGGAAAAAAACCAUCUGGUUCAGAGCCCCAUCCUAAAUCUCGCAUUAGCCUACCGGCACCCAAUCCAGACCAUAUUGGAGGUUAUAAGUUGGCCGUGGCUACGUUUGCUGGGAUCGAGAGUAAAUUUGGACUCCAUCUGCCACGGUUUACUGCGCAAGCACAUACCUCACCUGCAGUCGCAGCCUCAGCUCAGUCUUAAUGACUCAAACACAGUGAGCCCUCCCAUAGCUGAUCAACUUAGGAUUUCUUGUUGUGGCUUUAAAGUGCUUCCUUUUAAACAUAUAUUAUUGUAAGUAUUAUUGUGAUAUCCAAACUGAUAAGGAACCAGUAAGUAGUCGUAUACAGUAUCCAUUUCUCUAAGCAUCCUCUAUAAAGAGGAAUGAUCUUAUGUUUCAGUAAAUCUGUCAUCGUUGCACUUCCAACACAAUCUUAAACAGUUUGAGAUACAGACUUAAUAUUUAUUUGGUUAAUAGAAACCCUAUUUAAUUUCCUGGUUAACUUGAUCGCUGACCAUUCCACAAAGAUCGUGAACAUCCUAGGCUUCCUUCCAUUGGGCCUGCAUGUAUGACAUUAACUUUUGAUGAGGACUAUUAUUCUCUAGGUUACAUGUGUAACAUGUGCUUCUCUCGUAAGAUGAGUAUCACGUCACUGAAGUAAUCAAAACUUGGGGAAACCACUGGUUCAAUUUUUUGUUAACUUUCCAUGCACGUUUAUCACAAGGUUACCAACACCUGAUUGGCUGUUUUAUCUUGGGAACAAUGCUCCUAAAAUGUAGUUUGGUUUGGACAGUAGUCAGGGUAUUCCACAUUACACACGUUCACUGCGUUCACAACCCUGUUAACUGUUAUAUCAGCAUGUUUUUUUGUUUUUUUGGACACCCAUUUUGUCAUGGUUAAUUUGUUUUUCGUAGAGAAGUGUUUUGUAUCAGAAUUUAUGGGAUUAUGUUCAUCCUUUCACAAAAUAAUAGAUUGAAAUUCAAAUAAUGGGUCGGAGUGAGAUUAUAUUUAUUCCAUUCAAUUAUAAUUUUUUUUUUUUUUUAACACUCAGGUCUUUCCUCACUGAAUGUGAUUCUAGAUUAUUAUACGACUACAAUGUUUAAAUGUUUGGAGUGUGUGUAGAGCAGUUAGACUUGUGAGUGUAUUUUACCCUUGUUCCUUGGGUUGCAAAUUAAAUGACCAAACAUUUUAAUAAACACAAAUGUGAAUAAUCUUACCUUUUUUCUGAUAACUGGUGUAUGUGUUUUGUUCUCAGAUUUUUUUACAUACAAGGCCAACAAAAUGAUUCCAGAAAAUCUUACCUAAUAUGUAUUACAGUAGUCUCCGGAUAAGAGACCACCCCUUGGGAAGCAAGCAAAGUGUUCUCCAAGACGGAGUUAGCCACCAAACACAAUAUGAAUCAAUAAAUAAAUGAAUACAUAUGUAUUACUUGUCAUGACAAACGUGCAUCAACAUAUGCAAUUAACUGAAUACGUAAAAGCAAAACAAUAGGCAAGUGUACGUUAAUAAACUAUAAUAAUAAAGUAACAGACAAACUAACGUUAAUAAACUAAAGCAAAACGUGGUCAAAAAGCUUAAAUCGCUAUGUACUAUGAAAUUUCAAUUAAAAUUACAAUUAAAAAGGUGUGUUUCGGGCUAUCGCAGCACCUUAUUUAACAGAAUGGUGAAGAAACUCACCAGAACAGGAAACACCAAAUUGCUCGACGACUUGUGUCUGAUUCUUUUUUUUUUUUUUUUUCAAUGUCUCCAACAAUUUCCAACUUUGUGUAGCGAGAGAAACCGCUGCGCAUUUUGCUGUUUGUUUACAUGCCAUUUUGUAGCGAUGAGGAGCACUCGUGGAAAUCAGAAUACAAAACAAUUCAAUGAUAUGACGGCGGUUCUAUAAAGAUUUAAUAAACCAGUCCGUGUCCCUCAAGACACUCUCGCAAAGACAAGUUUUUUUUUUUUUACAAAACCGUACUGUAUCCAUGGUGAACGAAUUGCUAUCACUGCAAAGAAGGUAUUGCUGUAUACAAUAAAAGAAAUACAAUACAACCUUUUUUUUUUUUUUUAAAUACCAAAAUAUAGCAAAAAGAAAUUUGGACAAACACAUUGCUGUCACCAGAGCUGUUUAUUACAUGUUGCUUGGCGCCAAGUUUGUGAGAUGUUCCAGUCUGUUUGUUUCCUCCUGUGUCUCUAUUAAAUUAUAAAUUCCACACUUCUGUAUUGCAGAUAAAUGAGUUAAAAUGAUUUAUAAACAGAAUGUAUUUUGCUCUUUAGUGUCAUUAUCAUUUUUUUUAUUAUUAUUGAGAAUGUAAUCCUUAUUAUUUUAGACCAGGGAAUUGUUGUAUAAUAUGACUUUUAUUGUACAAGACAACAUUAACUGCUGUGAGAUUUGGGUUAGGAAAAUAGUUUUUUCUUGCUGCUUAUUUUAAAAAAAAAUGUUGUAUGUUUGUACUGAAUCAUUGUUAAUACUGAAUCACUGGUAAUAGGUAUAUGUGUGUUUUAUUUAUACAGAGUUGAAUAUAGAAUGUUAUUAAUUAAUGUGCAAUCUGUGUAAAUCACAGUGCCUUACAGUAUGUUUGGCAACUGAAAGGACAAGUGUGUGUUCCAUUGGAGACGAUCAUGUUAGAAAUGUACUAAAUUUUACAUGUACUGAAUGUAAAAAGGCUGGACUAUUUGUGUUAAUAAAAUAUUAAGUGUUA